UCAUGCGCCGGUGACGCAGCCCAUUCCCCUCUCCCCACGCCCUCCCUCUGUUUUCCUUGUUUCAAUCUCUCUAUAUAUACACCUUAGUGUGACACCUUUGGACCACAGCAUUCCAGCCUGCGAACACUUGCAAGCAGAGAUCAAGAAGAGAGUGCGUUUGUGUGUGGGAAAACCAGAGAGAGAGGGAGAGAGAGAGAGAGAGAUGUCAACUAAGAUGGCGUUGGUGGUGCCGAGAGUGGAAAGCCUGGCAAAGAGCGGGCUGGAGGCGAUUCCGACCGAGUAUGUCCGGCCGGAGUCGGAGCGGCUCAACCUCGGGGACGCGUUCGAGGAGGAGAAGAAAGCGGAGGAGGGGCCCCAGAUCCCCGUGGUGGACCUCAAGGGGUUCGACUCGGAGGAGGAGGCGGUGCGGCGAGCGUGCGUGGAGGAGGUGCAGAGGGUGGCUACGGAGUGGGGGGUGAUGCACAUAGUGAACCAUGGCAUCCCGCUGGAGCUCAUCGAGAAGGUGAGGAGGGUGGGGAAGGAGUUCUUCGAUCUGCCCAUCGAGGAGAAGGAGAAGUAUGCGAAUGACCAGUCGACGGGGAAUAUCGCCGGGUACGGAAGCAAGCUGGCGAAUAAUGCGAGCGGGCAGCUGGAGUGGGAGGACUACUUCUUUCACCUUAUCUUUCCCCAGGAAAAGGCCGAUAUGUCCAUCUGGCCCAAGUACCCUGCCGACUACGUUGAGGUGACGAAGGAGUUCGCCAAACAGCUGAGGGGGGUUGUGUCCAAGAUGCUCGCAAUGCUCUCCCUGGGUCUGGGAAUGGAAGAGGCGAAACUAGAGGAGGAGCUGGGAGGCAUGGAGGACCUCCUGCUCCAGAUGAAGAUCAACUACUACCCCAAGUGUCCCCAACCCGACCUCGCCCUGGGUGUGGAGGCCCACACCGAUGUGAGCUCUCUCUCGUUCAUCCUCCACAACAUGGUCCCCGGUCUGCAGGUCUACAAAGAUAACAAGUGGGUCACCGCCAAGUGCGUCCCCGACUCCAUGAUCGUUCACAUCGGCGACACCCUCGAGAUCCUCAGCAACGGCACCUACAAGAGCAUCCUCCACCGCGGCCUCGUCAACAAGGAGAAGGUCCGCAUCUCCUGGGCCAUCUUCUGCGAGCCUCCCAAGGAGAAGAUCGUGCUCAAGCCCCUCCCGGAGACCGUGACCGACCAGACGCCGGCCAAGUUCCCCCCUCGCACCUUCGCUCAGCACCUCCGGUACAAGCUCUUCAAGAAGACCCAGGAGGACUUCGUUACUCCUAAAUGAUCUCCUCUCCAAAGUCCAAGCCUUCGAUAUGUGGUCUAGCUGCUGCUUGUGGUCCAUCGGUUUUUUACCUUCUUGAAUUUUAAUUACGUCGAUGUGUCGUGUCAUGGUAGUCCCUGCGUUAUUCCCUUCAAUAUGAAGCUUAGUUGAUGUCAUGGUCUAUAUGUUUUGAAUCUUUUGUAAGAAAUAAAGUAAUAGUGAUCGGAAUACCGAAAUCAUCUUCGCAGAUUAAAUUA
This is a messenger RNA of Elaeis guineensis (African oil palm), 1518 nucleotides long. RefSeq names its product anthocyanin synthase. The record is from RefSeq and is a predicted model, not a curated record. Lineage: Eukaryota; Viridiplantae; Streptophyta; Magnoliopsida; Arecales; Arecaceae.